AUGGGUAUAGAAACUCGUUUAGAAAAUUUAUCAAACGAGAUUUUCGUGGAAACAUUUGACUAUCUACAUGCACUUGAUAUCUUUAGUGCAUUUGGUUCAUUGAAUAAACGAAUUUCGUCGAUUUUACAAUCAACUCUACUUUGUAUUGUUAUUUCAGAAAUUCAUUGUCGUAAUCAAGUUGAUUUUCUUUCUUCUUAUCUUACUUUCCAUGAUCAUCAAGUUAUUUCAAUAAAAAUCGAUGAUACAAUUCGUGAUGAUACAUCUAUUAUUAAUUUAUUAUUCAAUCGACAUGAUUUUAUUAAUCUUCAAUUCUGUAAAUUUAUAAGAAUUGAUCAAUCAACAAAACUUGACAAUGUUAUUCAACAAAUAAAAAGUUUUGAUAAACUUGUUUCAUUUAAUAUUUUUAAUCUAAAUGGUAUAACUAUGAAUAGAAAUGAUAAAUAUGAAUUAGCUCGAAUUAUGUUAAUGCACAAAUCAUCUUCUCUGCGUUCAAUUGUUCUACACUAUCCUUAUCAUUAUUCAAAUAUUUUCAAUAAUAUUUCAUUAUCUUCAAACAUUACAUCAUUGUAUUUAUAUAUAUAUGGUUCAUCUUCAAUCGUUUCUGUAGAUUCAAUUUUGGCAAUUCUUCACCUUUGUCAUAGAGUACGUUGUAUAGGCCUAACCGUGAAAGAUAAGGAACCGGUUGACAAUAAUGAUUUCUAUGAUCCAGUUCCGAUACCAUCUGUUGACGAAGAUGAUCUUCCUGUAUUAUCACAUGUGAUCUCAUUUGAAUUGACAUUUUAUGUUGCAUGGAAUACUGCUUCAAUUAGUUAUUUAUUGCGUUGUAUGCAUAAUCUUAAGAUUUUCAUUUUUAUGUUUGGGCCAUAUAAAUCAAAAUAUUUAUUUCCUGUGGAUUUAAUUGACGGUUAUGUAUGGCAAGAAAUGUUAGAACUUUAUGUUCCAUAUCUAUCGAAAUUUGAGUUUCAUAUGUCAAUUUGGAAAUAUAGUCCACGAACCGAUUUGAAUAUUGUUAUUAAUUCAUUUAAAUAUUUUGUUAACAAAUAUUCUAACUGGCACAUGAUUAUUGAUCAAUGGAGUUUACAGUCUUCAACUCCAGCCGAAUGUAUUAUGCUUCGUACAUUGAAUUAUCACAAACACAAAUCGAAUCCGUAUACAUAUAUACCUUCAAUUCCUAGUGGAAGUUUUAACUCACAAUCAACAAUGGAAAAUAUAGAUGAUCAUUAUCUUUUUUAUAAGAAUGAAAUAGAUUUAAGACUAUACAUAACAUCUGAAAGACCAAAUAUUACUUAUUCUUCUCCAUUAUUUCAACAAAUCGAAUUUUUCAAAUUAGAAAUAUCAAAAAUUCCUUCAACAUGGUUGAACAAUUUUCUGGAUAUUGUUAAUUUUCAUAAAACAAGUGAUGAUGAUGCAGAAGAAAUUGUUACUUAUCUUUCAAAUUGGAUUUAUUUAUUCAAAGAAUGUUCAAACUUGACCAUGCUUACAAUAUUAACUGAAUUAUUAAUCUAUUCGAAAUUUAUUGAUAAUUCAUUUCUUAUUCCAAUUUUCAAACAAAUUGAACUAAUCGAAACAACAUUUGAAGAUGUUUAUUUUUCUCCAAGUUUUUCAAUGAAAUUUGUUGAUCGUUUUCCAUCACUUACACAUAUCAAACUUCAAAAUCUUUCAUAUAUUAAAAUUGAUUAUUUUGAAAAUUCAUUACUUGAUGAUCCAUUUUCACUUGAAAAUAUUAUUGAAAAACGUCGUCAAGCAUUUCCAAU
Adineta steineri is the source of this 1754-nucleotide messenger RNA. The record is from the annotation of a GenBank genome assembly. Lineage: Eukaryota; Metazoa; Rotifera; Eurotatoria; Adinetida; Adinetidae.